Molecule: messenger RNA, 1767 nt
Organism: Euleptes europaea (tarantolino)
Lineage: Eukaryota; Metazoa; Chordata; Lepidosauria; Squamata; Sphaerodactylidae
Gene: FZD5
Product: frizzled class receptor 5
Exons: 1
Coding region: 1-1737 (578 amino acids)
Biological process (GO): non-canonical Wnt signaling pathway; canonical Wnt signaling pathway
Cellular component (GO): plasma membrane
Molecular function (GO): Wnt receptor activity; Wnt-protein binding
Source: RefSeq, a predicted model, not a curated record
AUGGCCGGCUUGGGCCCCAGCCUGGGAGACACCACCCUGCUCGGCCUCUGGCUGCUGCUGCUGGAAGCCCCGGCCCUGGUGCCCGCCGCCUCCAAAGCCAUCGUCUGCCAGGAGAUCACGGUGCCCAUGUGCAAGGGCAUCGGCUACAACCUGACCUACAUGCCCAACCAGUUCAACCACCACACCCAGGAAGAGGCGGGCCUGGAGGUCCACCAGUUCUGGCCCCUGGUGGUGAUCCAGUGCUCGCCGGACCUCAAGUUCUUCCUCUGCAGCAUGUACACCCCCAUCUGCCUGCUGGACUACGCCAAGCCCCUGCCGCCCUGCCGGUCGGUGUGCGAGAGGGCCAAGGCCGGCUGCUCGCCCCUGAUGCGCCAGUACGGGUUCGCCUGGCCAGAGCGCAUGAACUGCGACAAGCUGCCUGUCCUGGGGGACGCCGAGAUGCUGUGCAUGGAUUAUAACCGGACCGAGGCCACCACCUCGGCCCCGUCCUUCGCCAAGCCCACCCGCCCCUCCAAAAGCGGGCAUAAAAGCCUCACCCCCUUGACGGGCCGGCACCCUCCGGGGGACUGCAGGAGGGCCUGCGAGUGCCGAGAGCCCCUGGUCUCGAUCUCCAAAGAAACCCACCCGCUCUACAACAAGAUCGAGACGGGCAACGUCCGCAACUGCGCCGUCCCCUGCUACCAGCCCUACUUCACCCAAGACGAGAAGACCUUCGCCACCUUCUGGAUCGGCCUGUGGUCCGUCCUGUGCUUCAUCUCCACCUUCACCACCGUGGCCACUUUCCUGAUCGACAUGGAGAGGUUCAAGUACCCGGAGCGCCCCAUCAUCUUCCUGUCCGCCUGCUACCUCUUUGUGUCCAUUGGCUACAUCAUCCGGCUGGUGGUGGGCCACGCCAGCGUGGCCUGCAACCAAGAUUACAACCACAUCCACUACGAGACCACGGGGCCGGCCCUCUGCACCGUGGUCUUCCUCUUGAUCUACUUCUUUGGCAUGGCCAGCUCCAUCUGGUGGGUCAUCUUAUCCCUCACCUGGUUCCUGGCGGCCGGGAUGAAAUGGGGGAACGAGGCCAUCGCCAGCUACUCCCAGUAUUUCCACAUGGCCGCUUGGCUGAUCCCCAGCAUCAAGUCCAUUGCCGUGCUGGCCCUGAGCUCGGUGGAUGGCGAUCCGGUGGCGGGCAUCUGCUACGUGGGCAACCAGAACCUCGACAAGCUCCGGGGUUUCGUCCUGGCGCCUUUGGUGGUGUACCUUUUCACCGGGACCAUGUUUCUGCUGGCUGGGUUCGUGUCCCUCUUCAGGAUCCGGAGCGUUAUCAAACAAGGAGGCACCAAAACGGACAAGCUGGAGAAGCUGAUGAUCCGGAUAGGGAUCUUCACGGUCCUGUACACCGUCCCGGCGACCAUCGUGGUGGCCUGCUACAUCUACGAGCAGCACUACCGGGAGAAGUGGGAACUCGCUCAGAACUGCUCCUGCCCUGGGGACAAACAGAAACCGAAGCCCGAUUACGCCAUCUUCAUGUUGAAGUACUUCAUGUGCCUGGUGGUGGGGAUCACCUCGGGGGUCUGGAUUUGGUCGGGCAAGACCCUCGAGUCAUGGCGGCGGUUCACAGGGAGGUGUUGCCAGAGUGGCAAGCCCACCGGCACACCCAUGUACAGCGAAGCCAACGCGGCUCUGACGGCAAGGACCGGGGUGCCCAGUUCGGCUUCCUACCAUAAACAAGCCCCGUUCUCCCAUGUAUGAAAAAGCACCUUGCUUGUUGGGAGCAGGUAA